Messenger RNA from Symbiodinium necroappetens, 942 nucleotides. Lineage: Eukaryota; Dinophyceae; Suessiales; Symbiodiniaceae. The record is from the annotation of a GenBank genome assembly.
AUGAUGCUUCCAGCAUGCUUGCAAAAGCGCUGGAAGCAGCCCUGGCCGAAGACUGCCCGUGUAGUGCCUGCAGGCACGCUGCUCUGCGCAGUAAACGAGCGUGCUUCCAACAAGUGUUUCGAGCCAAUAUUCUUUGAUGACGAAAUGCUCGGCGUGCUUCCCGCAGACGCAGAGGUUCCCGAUUGUCCCAACGACUCGAGCCCCGGCACGCCGGCAGUACAGAGGCCACCAGAGACUAAUUCGAAGAGCAACAGAAGUUCUUGCAAUCUCCUAGAUUCAGCGGAGACUUUGCAGCGCGAGCGGGCUCUCGUGGAACUGGAAGAGUUCAACAGGACACUGGUGGCUACCCGUGCUUCAAUGCAGGGUGUUUCUUCAGAGCUGGCAGCUUUUCUUUCGAGUACCGAGCACGAUCUGGUCGAGGCUCGUAUCGGCUUCCGAGCCGCCACAUCCAAGGUUCAAGAGCUGCAGGAAGGCAUGUGCGACUUGCAGAAACAGGUUGUCCUGAAAGAGAAGGACGCGCAUCGGUGGGAAACGGAGUGCCGCAGGCUGUCCCAGAAACUCCGUUCUCUCGAGGAGAUGCUGGCUGCUCAGCGUGGUGAGCUUAUGGCCUCUGAGGUCUGCCGGUUGCAGGCGAUUCGGGAAGCCAGCGUUCAUGAGGAGCGCCAUGAACUGGCCUUGAUGCAGAUCGCAGACGGUGAGAGGGAGCGCGAGUCUUUGGAGCUGGCCAACAUGUUGCUGAAGGCAGAGUACGAUGACUGUCUGAACGAGAGACAGGAGCUCCUUGCACAGAAAACCUGUUGUGUUUGCAUGCACUCCCUGCGCUGCGUGGUCCUGCGCCCCUGCUCUCACUUCGCGCUGUGCACGGAGUGCGCAGAGCGGAUUUCCAGUUGUCCAAUGUGCAGAGUUCCAGUGGAACACAGAAUCGUUGUGAUGUUGUCCUGA